Cephus cinctus (wheat stem sawfly) is the source of this 1838-nucleotide messenger RNA. Its product is annotated as metallophosphoesterase MPPED2. Gene Ontology annotation, molecular function: hydrolase activity. Bases 344 to 1243 code for a protein of 299 amino acids. The transcript is spliced from 6 exons. NCBI's taxonomy places the organism in Eukaryota, Metazoa, Arthropoda, Insecta, Hymenoptera, Cephidae. The record is from RefSeq and is a predicted model, not a curated record.
UGGACCGCAGUCCAAUGUUCACAAUUCUCGUGUUUAUACAUGUAGAAAAACAGCUUGUUAAGAUCCUGAUUAGUAGAUAAGUAGUGACUAUAUCUACGAAGGAUAUCUAGUGUGUUUCUUUAUUUUUAUCUUUUCACCUGAUCGAGAUGUCUGAAAAUUCCAUUCUGAUGGCGCUGGUUUUGCCGGCUGUGUUUUCUCCGUGGACGAAAUGUCGUUACUAUUGCUUCAUGGAGCCGAACAGGAAUUUUCUCCAAUUUUUUACCACAAAGUUGACUCUAAUUUAGUCUGGUUCACUAAUUCUUCUCACGUUUAGACUUGAGAUUGUCAUGUUUUUUUAUUAACAAUGAAUGUCACUAUUCAUCCGCUGACAGCUAAUCCUACAGCUGCAUGGCGCGAAUUGUCACAGCAGCAAAAAGUCAUUAAAAUCAAUGCUAAGCCGCCCACCACUAAAGCACCAAUUGAUAAGCUUCGUGUGGUUUGCAUGAGUGAUACUCAUUCCCUUACACCAUUUAUAAAAUUUGAUAUACCUGCUGGCGAUAUAUUUAUUCAUGCUGGAGACUUCACUAAAUGUGGUAGCCUGCAUGAGGUUGUAGAAUUUAAUAAUUGGAUUGGCAAUCUUCCGUACAAACAUAAGAUUGCGAUUGCUGGUAAUCAUGAAUUGAGCUUCGAUCCAACAUUUACUCAUCCUUUCUCAGCUAAUCCAAGCUCAGACCGGCACAAACAUACUGGGACCAGUAUUUUAGAUAAUAUACCAACACUGGGAAUGUCCAAAGAUACACUCGCCGAGGCAAUUCAAACUACCAACGUGAAGGAUUACUUAACAAAUUGUAUCUAUUUAGAAGAUUCUGAAAUUGUUUUGUAUGGAAUUAAGAUUUAUGGGACACCAUGGCAACCAGAGUUCUGUAAAUGGGCGUUUAAUGUGCCACGUGGAGAACCGUGUCUCUCUAAAUGGGAAAUGAUCCCCUCCGACACAGAUAUUCUAGUAACCCAUACACCUCCUGUUGGUCACGGUGAUUUGUGCUGCAAUGGUGUAAGAGCUGGAUGCGUAGAAUUAUUAUCCACUGUGCAAAACCGUGUCAAACCAAAGUACCAUGUAUUCGGACACGUACACGAAGGAUAUGGCAUAUCUUCAGAUGGCAAAAUCAUAUAUAUAAAUGCCUCUACAUGUGAUUUGAACUACUUGCCAAGUAACCCACCAAUUGUAUUUGAUAUAACAUUACCACCAGGUGUAAGUAAAUCAUAAUUGACGAAAAGAAUUGUUAACAUCCAAGAGCGUAAUGAAGAAGUGGUUGAUAGUGUCAUACUGAUAUUCUGAUUACUUAAUGUUUAAAUCUGGUGAUUAACUUUAAAGCAAUGACAAAAAAUACUUUUUCACUGACUCUAGUCAACAGGCAAAUUACAUAGAUCUCUUCCACCAUGCUAUUAAAUAUAAUUUUAGUACGAUACCACAGUAGGGAAUCUAGAUAGAGAGUAUAAUUCAACAAUUACGCUUCGUCAUGUAGAUUUGUAUAUUAUUUAUUUUUUUACUAUACUUUUAUAUAGCAUAGUCCUGUAAUAUAUUAAAUUAUUAGAGUUCUCUGUAGUAACCUUGUGCAUUCUUAGAUAUAUGUAAAAUAUAAUAAUCAGCAAUUCGUCAUGACCAAGAUAGCUUAAAAUCUGGAGUGUCUAAUUAAAGCAGACUAAACAUGCCAUAAUCAUUAUUUAUUUCAGACUUACAUUAAGCAACGUCGCAAAAACCGUAUACAAUUAUCAUUAUAGAAUCGCCCUGUAUGUCAAUCAAUGUGAAACUGUAGUAAAAGCUCACAUCACACAUUUUUCAAUAAAAUAGUUUAAUAAUA